GUUAGUUUACUCGGCAAAACACUACAAUGUUUUCUCGGUUGACAUUAAUCUUCUUUCUAUUUUUCCUUGUACCCCACUCCCUUCAUGUCUCAGCAAAGACAUGGUGUGUGUCAGAUCCAUCGGCAACAGAUGCACAAUUACAAGCUAACCUUGAUUGGCUAUGCGGUAGUGUAUUAACAUCUAGUUGUGUAAUAAUCAAACCUGGUGGACCUUGCUAUGAACCAAAUACUCUUACUAACCAUGCAUCAUAUAUGAUGAAUGAUUACUACCAGUUCAACGGGGACACUAAAGAGGCGUGUGAUUUCAAUCACUCUGGUCGAAUCGUUGAUACUAAUCCAAGUCAUGGUGGUUGUGUGUUUGCAUAGAAUACAUGGUUUGGUGAAUGAUUUUGUAUUUUCUUACGAAUAUAAACAAUUAUGUGGAGUCAAACUUAUUUCUAAACAUUAUGUAAGGUUAAUAAAUGAAAGUUUUUUUUUUUUUUUGAAAAUAAAAUGGUGGUUCAGCUGAGGUCGAACCAAAAUGAAAGUUAUUUUUCAUUGAGUUUUAGUCAUAUAAUAAGUGUUGCUAUAAAAAAAAGG
Camelina sativa (false flax) is the source of this 578-nucleotide messenger RNA. Lineage: Eukaryota; Viridiplantae; Streptophyta; Magnoliopsida; Brassicales; Brassicaceae. The record is from RefSeq and is a predicted model, not a curated record.